GCGCCUGGAGUGAGGAAGCGCUCUGUGGAGCGGCGGAGCUACGGCGCUGCUUCCACGGCUGCUGAGGAGGGGAGCAUGUCUGCAACUCGAGCCAAGAAAGUGAAGAUGGCCACCAAAUCGUGCCCCGAGUGCGACCAACAGAUUCCUGUUGCAUGUAAAUCAUGUCCCUGUGGUUAUAUAUUUAUUAGCAGAAAACUUCUAAAUGCUAAACAUUCAGAGAAAUCUCCAUCUUCUACAGACAACAAGCAUGAGGCCAAGAGGAGGCGGACAGAGAGAGUUAGGAGAGAGAAGAUAAAUUCUACAGUAAAUAAAGAUUUAGAAAACAGAAAGAGAUCUCGAAGUAACAGCCAUUCAGAUCAUAUCAGACGAGGAAGAGGAAGACCUAAAAGUGCAGCUGCCAAAAACCAUGAGGAAGAAAGAGAAAAACAGGAAAAGGAAAUUGACAUCUAUGCUAACCUCUCUGAUGAAAAGGCUUUCGUGUUUUCAGUCGCCUUGGCAGAAAUAAAUAGAAAAAUUAUCAAUCAAAGACUUAUUCUCUGAUAUUUGUCUGCACAGUCUGUGACACUUUCUUCAGGAUUACAUCAGCAAAUUCUCAAACAGUUACGGACUCUCAGGAGCGUUCUGACUGAGUGACUGAGGCCAUUGAUUGUUCCUUUUCUCUGUUACUUAGUCGGGUGCCACACUUUGGGAGCAAAGCUGUGGGUUAGACUUUGCUGGAAUUUCCUUGUUUACCAAGGAUUAUUAUCAGUGUUUUGUGUUGGGAUAUAACUAAAUGUAUUUAAAAAAAAAAAAAAAACCUACCAAAAAAUAAAUAAAUAAAAAGCCCCGAAAACUGGAUGGAUAUUUACAGAUGAGAGGGAUAGGAGUGGAGGUGGAAACGGAAAACUAGGGCAGUUAAAAUGCUUCAUAGUUUUCAGGUUUGCACCAGAGAUGCAAUAUUUUAAGUACUGUCAAGAGAGUGACUUUUAACUAUUUAUAUUUCAGGCUUUCAUCAUUAACAGAUUGCAUAUAUACGAUCCAUUGACUUAAUAAAUUGGUAAUUGAUAUUUUAUUAAAUGGAGAAUUACGAAUAUAGAUUAUUAAUUCUGUCUUCAAUUGACCUUUUCCUUGGCCACUAUUUUAAUGAUUUAAGGUAGAAGUUAUAUAUUCAGAAACUUUUUAGACAGUUUGGAAAUUUGGGUGCUAUAUGAAGAAAAGCAUUUAAGGCUGUAUCGUAUAAACACCUUGUUUUCUUGAAUGUUUAUUUAUUGGUUUAAAAAAACUUCUGUUAUCAAGAUGGUGCCUGUUAAUCUAAACACAAGAUAUAUUUAUUACAUGCAAAAUACUUCUUAGCUACUUGUAAACAGUGAUGUUUUGUCUGAAUGAAUGUUCAUUUAUACAUAAAUUCUGGCAAUUAUUUAAACUGUUACUUCAUCCUGGAAAGAAAUAAACCUUAAUAUUGAAAGUGAGUAGAUUAGUGUGGUAUAGCUCUUUGUCCUAGUGAAGUCUGUAAAAUAUUUCAGCGAGUUUUUCCAGUGUUGUCAUGUUCCUAUGCUUCGUGCAUGUUGACACCA
Chionomys nivalis (European snow vole) is the source of this 1553-nucleotide messenger RNA. It is a transcript of the gene Hdip1, whose product is annotated as chromosome 21 C16orf87 homolog. Lineage: Eukaryota; Metazoa; Chordata; Mammalia; Rodentia; Cricetidae. The transcript is spliced from 4 exons. The coding region runs from base 76 to 540 and encodes 154 amino acids. The record is from RefSeq and is a predicted model, not a curated record.